CUCAUUCCAGAAUAAUGGAAGCUUUCCCCGCACAUCGCAAGGGCGGCUGGGCCGGCUACUUAUAUAGCUGCCCCCGCGGAUCCCACCCCCCAUCAUUUCUUUUUCUCAUCUCUUGCCCGUGUUUUUUCCGCGCGAUAUCACCGUGAAGCCUGGGAAUAUCUGUAGAUAGCUGAAACCCUCGCACACCGACUACAAUAUGGUUUUCCUUCCUGCGAAAUCGGCAGGCACCCUGCCGCCAAUCCCGGACAAUAUUCCGCUGAGCGAAUUCAUGUUGACGGAUCUUCACGGGCGUAAUCCCCUGGGGUAUUCAAAAGAUCCUUUCACCUGCGGUAUCACCGGGAAAAGCUACUCGUCUUUGGAAGUGGUGGACCGCGUCGAUUAUCUCUCUCGCGCCUUGGCCAAGGAACUCAACUGGAGGCCUAACACGGGGACCGAAUGGGAUAAGACCCUUGCGAUUUUUAGCUUGAACACAAUCGAUACCCUACCUCUAUCAUGGGCCGUCCAUCAGCUGGGCGGACUUGUGACCCCAGCGAACGCAUCCUACUCGGCAGCUGAGCUGAGACAUCAGCUGCUCGAUUCCAAGGCCAAAGCACUAUUCACCUGUCUCCCCCUACUGAAGACCGCCCUCGAGGCCGCGUCCCUGGUUGGGUUGCCAAAGGAGCGUAUAUACUUGUUAGAAGUCCCACCACAACUCACACCCGGAAUUAAGGCCCCGGCACAAUACAAGACCGUCUCACAAUUCAUCGAAGAGGGUAAGGCGCUUCCGAAAUUGGAGAAGUUGAACUGGGGCGCCGGAGAGGGUGGCCGUCGCACUGCAUUCCUAUGCUAUUCCAGUGGAACAUCGGGCUUACCGAAAGGUGUCAUGAUCUCUCAUCGCAAUGUAAUCGCAAAUGUGCUCCAGAUUGGGGAAUUCGAGGCUUCUUGGCGCGAGUCCCUCAAGGUUCCGGGAAGCCAGUCCAACCACACUGAGGUAUCGCUGUGUCUGCUUCCCCAAAGCCAUAUCUAUUGCCUAGUAGUCAUCUGCCAUGCGAGUCCAUACAGAGGCGAUCAAGCUGUUGUGUUGCCCAAGUUUGACUUGAACUCGUAUUUGGCGUCGAUCCAAAAUUUCAAGAUCUCGGGUUUGUUUCUGGUUCCUCCAAUUAUUAUUAACAUGCUUCGGAACCAUGAAACAUGCUCCAAAUACGACCUUAGCUCGAUCAGCACACUCUUUACCGGCGCCGCGCCCCUAGGUAUGGAAACAGCGGCGGAGUUUCAGAAGCUGUAUCCAAACGUCAUUCUUCGACAAGGAUACGGCCUGACUGAGACUUCCACUGUGGUGUGCUCGACUCAUCCCACUGACAUAUUCCUCGGGUCGUCAGGCUGUCUCCUUGCUGGUGUUGAAAUGCGUAUUGUCACUCCCGAGGGAAAGGAGAUCACAAGCUAUGACACGCCGGGUGAACUGGUAGUCCGCAGCCCAAGUGUCGUUCUCGGAUACCUAAACAACGAAAAGGCGAACAAGGAGACGUUCGAAAACGGGUGGAUGAGAACCGGUGAUGAAGCCGUGGUCCGCCUGAGCCCAAAGAACACGGAACAUGUCUUCAUUGUUGACCGUAUCAAGGAGCUCAUCAAAGUCAAAGGAUUGCAGGUAGCUCCAGCUGAACUGGAGGCACACCUUCUCACACACCCAGCUGUGGCUGAUUGUGCCGUCAUCGCCAUUCCGGAUGAAGCAGCCGGAGAAAUCCCCAAAGCCAUCGUCGUCAAGUCUCCUUCUGCUAGCGGCAAUGACGAGGAGAUUAUUGAGUCGAUCAAGAAGCACGUCUCAGACCACAAAGCCCGGCAUAAGUGGCUCAAGGGUGGGGUUCGGUUCAUUGACGUUGUUCCCAAGAGCCCCAGCGGCAAGAUCCUGCGCCGGCUGCUUCGAGACCAAGAGAAGGAAGCAAGGAGACAGGCCGGCUCGAAGCUGUAGACGGUCAGUCUGGUGGAUUAAGUCAUGCACAAGGCAUUUGUUCCAUCACGAUUUAUGAUUCAGAUAUACGCAUGGCGAAUUCAUAGAUACGAUAACAAUAUGAGUGUACUAUAGAGAGUUCAUGAAUGGCUACUCGAUCGGCGGGAUGCAAGCGGCAUGACUGUUUGCUGUGUUUGCACCCGCCGCGGGGAAGAAUCGAAUUUCUAAGCGGGGGUUGAUCGGGAAGA
This is a messenger RNA of Aspergillus ibericus CBS 121593, 2172 nucleotides long. RefSeq names its product acyl--CoA ligase. The transcript is spliced from 6 exons. Gene Ontology annotation, molecular function: CoA-ligase activity. Bases 197 to 1945 code for a protein of 582 amino acids. Lineage: Eukaryota; Fungi; Ascomycota; Eurotiomycetes; Eurotiales; Aspergillaceae. The record is from RefSeq and is a predicted model, not a curated record.